AUGAAUCACCCUUUGACACUCCUAACAAUGCCCCCUAUGCAUGCGUUAGACCCUUUGAAGAAGUGUGACAAAUGCUUGAGGAAGAUCGAUGGAUUCAAUCUCUUUUGUCGCAUAUGCAAUUUUAUGAUUGACAUUAGAUGUGCUUUGAAAGGUAAAGAUAGUUCUUGGGUAUUGAAACCGAAAGUCUUCGGAGCCUUAAGCGUAAACUGCAUACGCUACGACCACCACAGCCACGGUGUGGUUGAAGCUAUUAUCUCGAGGGCAGAAAGUCUCCAUUGUGUUAUUUGUGAUGAGGAAUUGUAUGGAAAAGCUAUGGCAUGUAUGGAGUGUCAAGAGAUAUAUCAUCCUUGGUGUAUUGAAGCUUGGAGAAGAAAAAUAUUCGGCCAUCCACUUCAUUAUGAUCACAUGCUUCAAAUGUUAGAGAUAAGUGGAUCCACAUGCACUGCAUGCAAACUGAUCAUUACAAACAUUGGCUAUACUUGUUCUGAUUGCAAAGUAAAAUUCCAUCUAAAAUGCAUCCAAGAGGCGUGUGUAUCAAGUAAGGUCAAGUCUCACCGACACAAUCUCUACAACUUUUGGAUCGAUGACUCGCAGCUAACUCGAGCAUGUGGUGUAUGUACUAGACCAUGUGGGGCGUCUUUCUACGGCUGUAUUGGUUGCAGCUUCUACGCACAUGUGGAGUGUCUUGGUUUUCCAGAUAAUGUGAAGAACCAACAGCAUCAGCAUUCUGUCUCCAACACCUAUGUGAAUCAUAAAGGAAGCUGUUCUCUCUGUGGUGGAGACAGCCGCGAUUGGAUGUACACGUGUAAUCACUGCAACGACGUGUUUCAUAUGGAGUGCAUAAUGUCCACGGAUGAUCGUGAGGCAGCAACAGAAGAAGAACAACGUCAAGACAUCUAUCUUACAUACCUUGAACAUGAUCUCUUAAAGCUGCUUAAAAAACACAGUGAGUUUAAGAUUGGUUCUGUCUCCCUUGUCUGA
Molecule: messenger RNA, 981 nt
Organism: Microthlaspi erraticum
Lineage: Eukaryota; Viridiplantae; Streptophyta; Magnoliopsida; Brassicales; Brassicaceae
Source: the annotation of a GenBank genome assembly